Molecule: messenger RNA, 2399 nt
Organism: Thalassophryne amazonica
Lineage: Eukaryota; Metazoa; Chordata; Actinopteri; Batrachoidiformes; Batrachoididae
Exons: 2
Coding region: 195-1751 (518 amino acids)
Biological process (GO): regulation of transcription by RNA polymerase II
Molecular function (GO): RNA polymerase II cis-regulatory region sequence-specific DNA binding; DNA-binding transcription factor activity
Source: RefSeq, a predicted model, not a curated record
CCCGUCGUCACGAGGAGAGAAGAAAAAGACAGUGGCCUGGCUGUCUGAUAAACUUAAGUUUCAGUUUUGCAGUCAUGUCAGCGCGUUUUGUGGAAAUGAAACGAUCUGUACUUGGAACACAUCGUCUGAAAUUCAGCUGUUGGACGUACAUUUGUGGUGCAGCGUUUAUCAGGACAUAAGUUUGGAGAACAAGGAUGGACGGAGUCAGGUGGAGCACCACGAGGAACCAUGAGUCGUUCAGCCGCUCCCAUCAUGCAGCAGAGACCCUGUCCAGGCUCGCCAGGUUCAUCGCACGGGCUGAUGCCAAACAGCACACACAGAACCCUAAGAAGCUCCCAUAUAUUUGUACAGAAUGUGGCAAGGGCUUUCCCUAUGCAACAGAACUGCUGCAUCACCAAGCUCUGGAGCAUACAUUACCCAAGCCUCACCAGUGCCCCUCCUGCAGAAAGACCUUCUCACUGAAGUCGUCCCUGCACCUACACAAGUGCUCUCAUGAUUUCUUGCCUUGUGAGCUUUGUCACGGAGAGUCGCAACUUGGUACUCCAUGCCCUGCAUGUGUGACUGGAACCUCAGACCCUGACAGCCCAUCGGAAAAGUCCUGUCAUCAUCAUCCCCGUCUCCUGGACAGUAGCCCUUACACUUGUGCACCAUGUGGCAGAGGUUUCAGCCAGAAGCAAGCUCUGCUGCAGCAUCAGCAGGCUGGGUGCAGUGAACCACCAUCCCUUCCGAUGUUAGCCGGCGCCAGUAGCAUUCUUGUUGAUUCUCCUCCUGUUUCUGAUGGAGAUUUGAGCCACUCGGAUUCCUCAGAAACACCAGGACCCAGCAGAGUGACCAGUAUGUGCCAUUUUGGACCCACAACUGUCCCAACAGAAGCUGGACUGCAACACCGUAAGCAGACUAGUCAUAUAGAGGAGCAGCUGAUGGCUCCACAAGCACAGAAAAUCAAAGAAGAAGAAAGUGGUGGCGAUGUAACAGAAGGAGACGCUGAGGUGAAUGGAGAUCCAAGUACAAGGACUAAAUCCAAACAAAAGCUGUGGAGCUGUCGCUCAUGCGACAUGGCUUUUAAGAGCACCACUAAGCUGUAUGUGCACAGGAAGGAGAAGCAUCGACGGGAGAAAAAUCCGAGGAGAGAGCAAAGACCAGUCCGUGCCAGACGCAACAAAAGGAGCACAUACGUAUGUGAAGAGUGUGGUGAAGUUUUUGACCAUCAUUUGUCUAUUUUGGCACAUUACCGAAGGCACAGAGUUGCAGAGUUUACAGCAACCAAAAAUGAAAAUGCAUAUAGAAGCAUUGCCAAAGACUCUGAUCCAGACUAUAGCCCAAAUGAAAUAAAAACUAUCCGAGCUCUAUACAAGACACUUCCGCCUGGUCCAGGGAGGCACAGGAAACCUCAGAGGUUCAAACGUCCAGGGAGAUACAGAGAAGUGCCUGAGAAGGAGGAGAAUGUGGACAGAGAGUUCCCAUGCCCCUCCUGUGUAGAGGUUUUCUCACUGCAGACACAGCUGCGGGAGCACAUGGAGCUCCACCAGUCAUCUGUGACAAAGAUCAGGCAGUGCAGCGUGUGCGCCACCAAGAUGGAUACCAGAAAAUGGCGGAGCUCAAAGAAGCGCCGGCUGUACCAUUGUGUGCCCUGCCAGAAGGGUUUCUCCCAACUGGACUCUUUUCUAGAACACUGUCAGGACCACCUUAGAGUCCGGGUAGAAGAGGACAGCGUCACUGAGGGUUACAGUCAAAAUGGUAACAAAACAUGACGUGCUGUUUGAAUGUGGUCAGCAGUUGCCUUUACCCUCCUCCAAGGUUGUCAAAUUCUAAAACAGUUUGUUGCUUCGAAGUCCAGGGUCACAGUUAAUAACGCCGAGGGUUUAAUGUUAUCCAUACAGACAUACCAAGCAUUCAGAAGUGUUUUUAAAAUAUCCUGUUAAUGUGUUUGUGUUUUGAUUACAUUUAAUACAUCUCACAGUUUAUUUCCAAACUUGAUUUUUAUUUUAAAAGAUUUUUGAAUAUUUGCUUAAUUUUGGGCAGCUACUGGUUUCUUUUCCAUUGUCAUGUGAAAGUGAUUUGGGACGAACAAAAUAGCUGCUUGUUAAAACCUUUGAAAACAAUGGCAUAUUUUGGAUGUUUUUUUUUUUAUUAUUAUUAAUAUUUUUACUUUGUUCAUGCUUAUGUAACCCUCCAUCAUCCCAGGUGUCAUUUGUCAAGGAGCAUUCCACUUACAAGUUACGCAAAGGAAACGUGAGUUUAGUUGACAAAAUUUAAGCAUCAAAUUUAGGUUGGCAGUUUCAUUAAAAUUGGAAAAAGCUGUUUUUGCUUCAUUUCAAAAGAGUGUUAUCUUGAGAUUAAUACACUGCUUAGCAUGAGCAUGUUGGUUUGCAGCUAUUACAAAGAGAUUGAUUUAAAAA